This is a messenger RNA of Cylindrotheca closterium, 627 nucleotides long. NCBI's taxonomy places the organism in Eukaryota, Bacillariophyta, Bacillariophyceae, Bacillariales, Bacillariaceae. The record is from the annotation of a GenBank genome assembly.
AUGACAGCAGUAACAAAUAUGACACCAACACAAAGCAUUAGCAGCGGCAAGAAGAAAGGCGAUGUCAAGGGAAAUGUCAAGAAAACACUCACUGGCAUGAAGAAAAAGGCCUUCGGUGACAUUACUACUACUACUACUACUAGUGGUGGUACGAGACAGAGCAAACCAUCCACGAAUAUCAAGAGCAACGGCUGCAACUCGUCCCAAGAUUCCGGCGCAGUUGACGAAGCGAUUGAGCUUAUCAAUGAUUCCAACAAGGAAGAAGAAGACGAAAAACCAACCAAACCAAACCACCAUAGACGUACCUCAUCCUCCAGCUCCUAUCGAUUGACAAGUAGUAGUAGAGGAGGAGGGUCCUCCUCGGUCAAUUUACAAACCGAAAGCAGCAGUGACUCAUCCUCCGGUUCAAUAUUGACAAGAGGACAUGGGUCCUCGGUGAGUUUACGAAUGGACAGCGAUUUGGACCCACGAGCUGCCAGUGAACUACUGCUGGACAAUAGUGAUCGAUUGUCACAGUUAGUGUACAACAGUCAUACUAAUUUGGCUGGUUUGGUGGCUGACUUUAGUUCCAGCAGCAGUGAAAGUGAUUGUGAGGAGCUGUUUACAAUAGAAAGCAGCAUAUUUUAG